CACGCCCAAGCUGAGCGGUUGUUCGCUGCGCGGCAUGUUCCGCCGCCCCCCGCGCAACUUCCGCGGCCGGCGGCGCGCAGCGUCCAGCGGCAGCAGCGAUGAGGAGCCGGAGCCGCUCGCUACCGUCCCCCAGCCGCCAGCCCUUGGCUCCGACUCCGAGCAGGAAGCGGAGCUUGAGGAGGGCGAGGGAGAUCCCGGAACCGCCGUCACGCCGCCCGAGAGGGCCAGGGCCCUCGCAGCGGAGGGGCUGCUGUCCCUAGAGGAGCCGGCGGGCAGUCCCGGGGGCCGGAAGGAGAGUGGAAGGGCGACUACUCUCCAGGCGCCACGUCUGCUCGGAACGGGGCCCGCGCGGGGGACGAAGGUGCUGCUGAGCUUCGGUAGUGAGGAGGAGCGGGACGGUGAUGAAUAUUUUAAAAUUAAAAAGCCAUCCUUCAAUGAAGUAACCUUCAGAAUCCAAAAGAAGGAAGCCCUGCUACCUGCACAAACAGAAACGGAAGAAAACAAAAAAAUCUGCCCAUUGGAGCCUGGAACUGGCAGCACUAAAGGGACUCAUGAAGAAGAAGAGGAGAAGGAGGAUGAAAAUUUUUCUUCAUUAAGUGAGGGCUACAACAGCUCAGACUCUGAAAAUAAAUCUAGCUCUCCACAGAGAAGGAAGGAUUUAUCACCAGGUAAUGUCCCCAGUGCAGCUGGUAUUGAGGCUGCUCGGAGGAAACGUCACUUAGCCAGGACACAGGCUGAUUAUCUUCCACUGGAUGUUUCAAACAGUCAUCAGGUCUCUCAGAGAAGAGAAGGCAGUGACUUAGAGAGUGAAGAUGAGUUUGAUAUGAAGAAUCUCAGUUUUGUUCCUAAAAGGAGAACUCUUGGGCAGAGGAUGACUGAACACAUGGUGUCUGUGAGUGAUGAGUCAAGUGAAGAUGAAGCACAAAUCAAGUGGGAAGAACAGCAAAUAAAGAAAGCCAUUAAACUCUCGCAGGAAACUUAUGAUGAUGCUUCCCAGCAUAGAUCUCAGCCAGCUAAGCCAAAGUUUGAUCCCUCUGUUUCUCUACCACCUGUGAACUUGGAAAUUGUGAAGAAGCGACUCACUGAAAGGAUAACAUCAUUACAAGAUGUGCACCGUGCCCAUCAGAGGGAGUAUGAAAAAUAUGUGGAGGACAUUGAGAGUUCAAAGAUGACUGUCCAGGAGUUAGAGAAGUCUUCAGAUGCAGCUUUAAAUUACAAAUUCUACAGGACCAUGAAAACAUAUGUAGAAAACUUGAUAGACUGUUUGAAUGAAAAACUGAAAUACAUUAAUGAGCUAGAACUGGCUGUACAUGUGCUUCUUCAGCAACAAGCCACAAGAGUAUCGAAACGAAGGCAAGAGGAGCUGAAAAACGAAUCUGCUUAUAUUCGACAUACGACAAGUGGGAAUGACAGACCAACUAAUGGUGGAUUUGAAGGGACUGAGAAGACACAGCUUCUGGAAAUGUGUGAACACAGAAGGACUUGCAGACGGCAAGCGAGAGAGCAUUCGGGAGAAGCUGAUCACCAUGAAGGCAUGUCGAGUGAUGACGAGCUGACUCCCACAGAGGUGAAUGAGUUUCAGACAAGCAAAGAUAACGUUUUACAGGAUGGUAGGAAAGUCUUUGAAGAUGUACAUGCAGAUUUUUGUGACAUCAGAAAAAUCCUGUUGAAAUUCCAGGAAUGGAAAGAGAAGUUUCCUGACUCUUACUGUGAUGCUUAUAUCAGUUUCUGCCUGCCUAAGCUACUAAAUCCAUUGAUCAGAAUUCAGUUAAUAAAUUGGAAUCCUCUUGAGGAGAAUUUUACAGAGUUGGAAGAGAUGCCCUGGUUCAGAGCUAUAGAAGAAUUCAGUGAUGCCAAAAACAUAUCUGAAUCAAAAAGAGCUGAUGAUCCUGAUGGAGAAGUUUUGCCUAGAGUGAUUGAAAAAACUAUUCUUCCCAAAAUUACAGCAUUUGUAAAGAGUGUGUGGGAUCCUUUGUCUACUUCACAAACAAAGAACCUCAUACGGCUUUGCAAUAACAUCUUCGAGAAACGUGUCCUCUCUAAAAAUAAACGCAGUCAAGCAAAAGAGGAUUUGAUGGACAUGAUUGUCUUAAGAAUGAAGAAGUCUAUAGAGGAAGAUGUCUUUAUUCCUCUGUAUCCUAAAAGCACCGUGGAAGACAAGUCAUCACUGUGUUCAAAAUUUCAAGACAGGCGAUUUUGGUCAGCUGUUAAGCUGCUCUCCAAUGUUCUGCUUUGGGAUGGGAUUGUACAAGAAGAUACAGUCCGGGAUUUGGGACUGAGCAAGCUGCUCAAUCGUUACCUUCUUCUGAACCUCGCAAACACACCACCAGGGCCAGAUAAUAUAGAGAAGUGUAAUAAGGUGGUUGCAUGCUUCCCAGAAAGAUGGUUCCAAGAUCUUAACGGUGGAUCAACCCUCCCCGAGUUACAGAACUUCUGCCAGCACUUGCUGCAGUGUGCCCGUACAUUACACAGGAGUAACCACAGUGAUGAAACAAAAGAAAUUCUUCUCCUGCUGGUAAAAGUCAAAGCUCUGCAUAUUGUUGAAGACUUCAUUGAAGAAUACGGACUUGAACAUCUUAAAUCCAUGAUCAGGAAAUAGAAAAUCUUGAACCAACACUUUUAUUACUGAAAUGACACUUCUACUCACUAAAAGUUCUAAUAUGAAAUUUAAUUAGUGGAUCCUGCCUAAUCAAAGAUGCAGUGUCUUAUUGUUAAACAUUUGGGUUUUUUUUUCCCCUGUGUUUGUUUGCCACCUAUUCUUGGGUUGAGGUAUCUUUUUAGAGGUUACAGUUGCCAAAGUAAAGUGAUGGUUCAGGCCUUCUAAAAUGUGAGACAAUGCUUGAUUUAUCCUUUUUGGAAGGAUUCCUGAAAAAAGUACUUAGAGUUGAUCACUGCUGGAUGCUGGACAGCUUGACAAGCUAUUUGCAGUGUGAAUUGCCAUAUCUUGUUCUGACUUAGCAGGCAGUGAGUUCUUCUAACUUGUGGCCUGCAGUGACUGUUGGCAGGGUCCUUGUGAAGCCAUCCCUUGAAACAAAUUUAUAAUGGUGCAGGGGUUUGAACGCUGGUACAGAAACAGAGAAGCUGGUGUGUAGGUCAGCAGUUUGACUGAUGACUCCUUAUUGGUGGUGAAUGUGGAUUCAGUGAGGCGAGAGCUGCACAGGAGAACAUCUGAAGAGCAAAAGUAGUGAAGGUGGAGUUUGUGUUGGGCGUUUUGUGCGUGAUUGAUACUAAUUGAACUUAAGUGCCCAGAGUGGUCACACCGGACUGCUUUGCAAAGCUUUUUGUAGCAGACAUCUUGUGCUUCUCACAGUCUUCAGUGACAUUCUAGUAACUGAAACUCUAGGAAGUAUUCCUCUUGCUUCCCAGUAAGAUCUACUGAACCUUACGUUGUUGCCCUUAUUAGACUUCUGCUGUUUUAUAAUUUUGCUUAUUUGCAAGAAAUAUUGUUACAGAAUAACAAGGAUGCUUUAUUGUAGAAACUGUAUUGCACAUUACAGCCUCUGUAUGUUUACCUGUAACUACUUCUCCAAAAUCUCAUAGGCCUAGAAGUUCCCUCUUGCAGACUUAAACCCUAUGAUUUCUUUGUAAUUUUUUUAAGUUAAAAAGAUAUUUUUGUAAAAUAUUUUAACUGUAAAUAGCUCUGGUCAGUGUUACAGACAGAAGAGGACUUUUAAAACAAUUUUAUUUUGGAAAUAAAUAU
Messenger RNA from Colius striatus (speckled mousebird), 3700 nucleotides. It is a transcript of the gene GCFC2, whose product is annotated as GC-rich sequence DNA-binding factor 2. Gene Ontology annotation, cellular component: nucleus. Gene Ontology annotation, molecular function: DNA binding. The transcript is spliced from 18 exons. Gene Ontology annotation, biological process: mRNA splicing, via spliceosome. The record is from RefSeq and is a predicted model, not a curated record. NCBI's taxonomy places the organism in Eukaryota, Metazoa, Chordata, Aves, Coliiformes, Coliidae. Bases 35 to 2599 code for a protein of 854 amino acids.